Symbiodinium sp. CCMP2592 is the source of this 711-nucleotide messenger RNA. Lineage: Eukaryota; Dinophyceae; Suessiales; Symbiodiniaceae. The record is from the annotation of a GenBank genome assembly.
AUGCCUGCAACCUCAACGCCAAGUGCGGCACCGCGCGACCGCAGAUUGCAUCGACAGGCGAUCAGGGGGCCCAAGCAGCUGACGACUGCAUCGAUGCAGCGCCCCUUCUCACCGACGACAACGCCCCUGCCGGAGCCUCGCAGGGGGGCGCAGGCCACUCCGCCCUUGUUGGCAUCCCGGCUCUUGCUUUGCGAGCUCUUCGAGAAGCGUACAGGCGCGGUCUACGAGAAGCGUACACGCGCGGCGUGGCCCUCCAGCAGACCCGCGCUUGGAAAGUGUUCCUGCUCUCUCCGCGGUUGCUGCUGCACCGCGCUCGCGAACCGGGCACGGUCGGACGCGAAGCCCUUCUGCAGCGCAUCCGGGACUUCCUCGCUGGACGAUGGAACGCCUUGUUGGGGACAGCAUGGGACAGCGCGAGCAGCAGCAGGCGCGCCACGCACCAACCGCACAGCCGCAGUCCCCGAUGCUGCUGGGGAGGAGGCUGCGCGUGCCCUGCGCCGGCCUGUGCCAACGUGCGGAGGGGCGAAGUAUGGCGAAGUCUUCCGAGCGCGAGGCGUCCUCACUUCCGCAACCGUCGCGCCGGGCACGCGCCGCCCGCCGGCGGCCCUGCAACACGUGCCUGCAGACAUCCUCAACUUUCAGCCCGCCUCGCGCGUGCUCACCGACGCCGCCGCGUGGCACCGCUGCUGGGCUGUCGGGCGCCACGUGUGA